This is a messenger RNA of Dipodomys spectabilis (banner-tailed kangaroo rat), 1452 nucleotides long. RefSeq names its product zinc finger protein OZF-like. The coding region runs from base 1 to 1452 and encodes 483 amino acids. NCBI's taxonomy places the organism in Eukaryota, Metazoa, Chordata, Mammalia, Rodentia, Heteromyidae. Gene Ontology annotation, cellular component: nucleus. Gene Ontology annotation, biological process: central nervous system development; regulation of transcription by RNA polymerase II. The record is from RefSeq and is a predicted model, not a curated record. The transcript is spliced from 4 exons. Gene Ontology annotation, molecular function: RNA binding; RNA polymerase II cis-regulatory region sequence-specific DNA binding; DNA-binding transcription factor activity, RNA polymerase II-specific.
AUGGAUGCUUUCAGUGAACCUGGUAAGAUAUGUGCUGCAUAUAGACCUCAUGUGUCUUCUGUAGUUGAAGAAUAUAAACAGUGUGAAAGGUCUUUCACUGAGAAGACACACCUUAUUCUCCCUCAGAGAACACAAACAGGAGAGAAUCCUUAUGAAUGUAAUAUGUGUGAAAAGAUUUUCACAUGUAAGAAUUCACACCUUACUGUCCACCAGAGAAGACACACAAGAGAGAAACCUUUUGAAUGUAACAUUUGUGAAAUGUCUUUCACCUGUAAGUCAAGCCUUACUAUUCACCAGAGGACACACACAGAAGAGAAACCUUAUGAAUGUAAUGUGUGUGGAAAGUCUUUCACCCGGAAGCGAAACCUUACUGGCCACCAGAGAACACACACAGGAGAGAGACCUUAUGAAUGUAACGUGUGUGGAAAGUCUUUCACCUGGAAGACAAACCUUACUGUCCACCAGAGAACACACACAAGAGAGAAACCUUAUGAAUGUAACAUGUGUGGAAAGUCUUUUUCUGGCAAGCCAGGCCUUACUGGCCACCAGCGAACACACAUAGGAGAUAAACCUUAUGAGUGUAACAUGUGUGAAAAGUCUUUCACCUGGAAGUCAAACUUCAUUGUCCACCAGAGAACACACACAGGAGAGAAACCUUAUGAAUGUAACACAUGUGGAAAGUCUUUCACCCGGAAGGCAUACCUUACUUUCCACCAGAGAACACACAGUGGAGAGAAACCUUAUGAAUGUAACUUGUGUGGAAAGUCUUUCUCCAAGAAGGUACAAUUUACUGUCCACCAGAGUACACACACAGGAGAGAGACCUUAUGAAUGUAACUUGUGCGGAAAGUCUUUUACCUGGAAGUCAUCGUUCACUGCCCAUCAGAGAACACACACAGGAAAGAAACCUUAUGAAUGUCAUAUGUGUGGAAAGUCUUUUAGACAGCAGGUAUACUUUACUCUCCACCAGAGAACACACACAGGAGAAAAACCUUAUGAAUGUACCAUUUGUGGAAAUUCUUUCACCCAGAAGUCAAACCUUACUUGCCACCAGAGAACACACACAAGAGAGAAACCUUAUGAAUUACUUCCCAAAAAUGUUCAUCACAGCUGGAUUGAAAGAGUAUUUGGGAAAUGUGGCAACGUUGUUUACAUAAGUAUACCACAUUAUAAGUCUACUGGAGAUCCAAAAGGAUUUGUGUUUGUGGAGUUUGAAACAAAGGAGCAGGCAGCAAAAGCUAUUGAGGUCCCCCUAGGAAACUUGCUGACCAACCCCCUUCCGCGAAACUAUGUGGAUGGAAAAACACCAGAGAGGGCGAGGCAAAAUGUUGUGGUUAAACAGUUAACCGGGAAUGAGGAACAAAGAGUCUCUGAGUUAACAAUUGAAGGGCAAGUACGGACAUGUACGGACAUGUCAGCCAACCCAACUGCCUGUGGAAAGUCCCACCACUAA